AUGCCGCGUUUCGAAUAUGCCUCGUUGCGGCCUCUGGAUCUUCGGCUUCUGGAACUGCAUCCUGGACUAGCGGGAGAUGUACUUGCUGGCACCAUCACUCACAAGUAUUUCUCUGUGGAGGGAGAUGAGAUACCGCAAUUUAAAGCCCUUUCCUACCACUGGGGCGAUCAAAGUGACCCAGUCUCUAUUUCUCUGUCGACAUGCCAAUCGCUAGAAGACCCUUCCUCGGAUGUGGAAUCGGGAAGCCUUGAUAUCGGGCGCAACCUAGCAUUAGUGCUCCAGGCCCUUCGACGUCAGGAUAAGAGACGCGUCCUCUGGUGUGAUUCUAUCUGCAUCAAUCAGCGAGACCUUCCAGAGCGAGCUGCUCAAGUGCAGUGCAUGAAGGAUAUAUACCGCUAUGCUAAAAGCGUGGUAGUAUGGCUGGGCCCUGAGGCAUCCUGGAGCACCAUGGCUAUGGAGACUGUACGCUGGGCUGGAGAGCAAAUUGAAUCAGCAACUAUGGAUUAUAUCCACGGCAAACACGUUUUCACGUGCAGGGUUACAGCUGACAAACGUAUUCUGAAGACUGCUGACCCUCUGCCAUUGGGUGGAGCCCAGUGGCUAGCUAUUGAAAAACUGGUUGCAUUGGACUGGCAUAAGCGUCUGUGGACUUUUCAGGAGAUUAUUUUGGCAAACCAGAAGGCAUGCAUUGUGAAGCUAGGAAAGGAGGAGAUGUCAUGGGCCGUCUAUAAAGACUCCUUGAGCUUUAUACUGUUCGGUAAACCUCUCCCACAUGACUGUUUCCUAGAUGAAACAUCCUUUAGCUUAAAUGCAGAUAUGAUGGCAAGUAAAGCUUUGGGUUGCGUGGAAGUUAAGGGUAAGAACAAUUGGAUCGAGAUGAUAGGUGUCAGCCGAGAAUAUGAAUGCUCCAACCCACGAGACAGAAUUUAUGCUCUGCAAGGAUUGGUAGCGCCUUAUCUCGCCCUGGCAAUCACGCCAGACUAUACAAAGUCUGCCAAAGAUGUCCUCAUAUCUAUCUGCCUUCAACACAUCGAAACACAAAAGAAUCUCGAAUUUCUACAUCAUUGCAACGCGGCCGCGAGACCGAGCUGGGUUGCUGAUUUGGAUAGACCUCUCAGCUCGCUAGUCAUCGACUGCCAUGUCGCGCCAUUCUCUACGCCCUCGGCGUAUCUAAUUGAGCCUGGAGUACUAGAGACAGGGGGGAUAUCAUGCGAUGAAUUAGACUGCGACCCAAUCCUAUUACCUCAAAAGGUGAUCUCACAGACGGACAUUGAGUACCGGCAGCAAUUUGUAGACAUGGUCAACGCUUUCACCAGCCACAAUUCCCAUCAAGACGACAAUCAUCUUGAUAGACUAACAAUGGCGCUAACCUACGGGGCCGUGAGGGAUUAUAGUCUGCAGAAGCUUCGAGUCCUCAACGAAAUGUCGUUUCAUUCUUUACAGGAUUGGAGAUGGAAGAUUCGUCGCUGGUUAAAUGGCACGAGCGAUGCAGUUGAGGAUCUGGAAGAUUUCCGGCUGAAUGAUUGA
Fusarium coffeatum is the source of this 1527-nucleotide messenger RNA. RefSeq lists its product as uncharacterized. The record is from RefSeq and is a predicted model, not a curated record. NCBI's taxonomy places the organism in Eukaryota, Fungi, Ascomycota, Sordariomycetes, Hypocreales, Nectriaceae. Bases 1 to 1527 code for a protein of 508 amino acids. The transcript has a single exon.